Molecule: messenger RNA, 1356 nt
Organism: Andrographis paniculata
Lineage: Eukaryota; Viridiplantae; Streptophyta; Magnoliopsida; Lamiales; Acanthaceae
Product: rRNA-processing protein EFG1-like
Exons: 7
Coding region: 122-1150 (342 amino acids)
Biological process (GO): maturation of SSU-rRNA from tricistronic rRNA transcript (SSU-rRNA, 5.8S rRNA, LSU-rRNA)
Cellular component (GO): preribosome, small subunit precursor; nucleolus
Source: RefSeq, a predicted model, not a curated record
AUCAUUCAUCCUUCAUUCAUCCUUCCUCUAUGCACACGUUACAGCAGAAUUGGACACAACAAAGUAUCAAAACGACGCCGUAUUGCCCGCCCGCUCUCGAAGGACGACGACUGCGGCGAAAAUGGGGCACGGAGGUUACGGCAAGCGCCGAACAGCCGCCGCGGAGCGGAAGAAUCCCCACGGCCAGCGCCGUCCCAAAGCCCUAGCUGUUGACAAGAAAUCCAAGGCCGCCGUCAAGCCCAAAGCGGUCUCCCUCAAAAACCAGAUUCGCUCCAUUGAGCGCAUGCUUCGCAGAGAAUUGCCUCAAGAAGUAAAGGAAACUCAGGAAAAGAAGUUGGAGGAACUCAAGAAACAACAAGAGAUUCACACUCGACUGGCUGUGGAACGUAAGAUAUUUUUACGGAACAGAAAGAUUCGAUUUUUCGAAAGAAGAAAGAUUGAGCGAAGGUUAAGAAGGUUGGAGAAGCAGCUGAGGACUUUGACGAGUCAGGCCCAGGAAGCAGACAUUGCCGAGCAACUCUCUAAAUUGAAAGAAGACCUUGAAUACGUUCGGUUCUUCCCAAAGACGGAGAAGUAUGUCUCAUUAUUUAUGGGAGGUGACGAGGCAGAGAUUGUGGAAAAAAGAAACAAUUUGCGAAAGCAAAUAAAGGCUAAUCUGAUUGCUGCUGCAGCAAGUGGAAAGGAUUUGGAAGAAACAGGGAGCGAGGACGACGGGCUAUUGGAUCCCAGUGAGGAUGAUUUCUUCUUACACGGGAGCUCUAGUGAUGCAUCUGAAGCAGAUGACGAAUGGAGUGCACGGGAGCAAGCCUCUAGUGCCUCGGGUAAAGCUGCAUCGGGGAUGUCCAGUGACGAAAGAAAUCAGAAGCAGAUUUCUGCUCGUGCUCUAAUGCCACCUCCCGGCCCGUCCGGAAAGCCAUUUUCAAAUCUGAUGAAAAACAAAUCAAGAUUCGCAGCAUCCUCGAGUAAGAAACCAUACAACCGAACUGCUGGAAUAUCCACAUCCAGCAACACAUCCAGCAGCCUCGGCAUAUCGUCGUUCCGGAACAAAGUCCCCGUGGAUUCCACCACCAACAGUGGCAACUUAAGCUCCAACUCAGAUGCCCGGAAGCCCCGGAGAAAGAGGAGGUCGAAGAAGAAGAAACAGCAAUAGGUAUGAAUUGAAUACCGAAUUUCAAAUUCCGAGGUACGGAUUAUUCGCAUUAAUUUGAAUCUCUAAUGUUAGGUACUCAGAAAAAGUUUUGAUCUUGUCUCAGUUGUCGUGUGUUCCUUUUGGUCUUUGCAUUCUGCAGCGCCGUUACUUUCAAACCCCUCCCUGUGCUCGUGUAUUUGAAAUUUCAAAAAAUCGAUUAUCUGGUU